This is a messenger RNA of Pisolithus orientalis, 896 nucleotides long. RefSeq lists its product as uncharacterized. The transcript is spliced from 7 exons. The record is from RefSeq and is a predicted model, not a curated record. The coding region runs from base 92 to 772 and encodes 226 amino acids. Lineage: Eukaryota; Fungi; Basidiomycota; Agaricomycetes; Boletales; Pisolithaceae.
AGGAGGUGUAUCGGCCAGCCAGUUCGACGACCGGUGACAUGUCCCCGGAAGCUGGUAUAUCGGAAGCAAAUACAAAGGACAUUAUAAUUGCAUGUUUCGUAGAUCCAGUGUGGUGCUGGUAGACACUCCUGGGUUCGGUGAUACGGGGAAAUCCGACUUGGAGAUUUUGGCAAUGAUUUCGGAGUGGUUGGGGAAAGACCCAUGCUUUCAGCUAUUCUUUACUUUCACCGCAUAUCAGACAACCAUACUGGUUGGGACCCCACUGAAGGACCUACAAGUCUCCCAAGAGCUAUGCGGGAGACACGACUUAUCCAGGGUUAUCCUGGUUACUACAAUGUGGGACCAAGUAGAACAUGAAGUUGGUGAGGAGAGGCUGAGAGAACUCAAAAAUGGUUAUUGGAAGGCGAUGAGGUUGCGAGGAGCUACGACGUUCAAGCACCUGAACAACCAAGAAUCAGCCAUACAAUUAAUUACUUGGAUCCACUCGGCCCAGGUGCGGUUGCAGCUGGAGAUUUCAGAUUCUAUAAAGUCGGGGUUAUCGGAAACUGCUGCUGGGUGGGAGUUGUGCUUUCAUUUGGAAGAACUCGCAGAGAGGGAGCUGGAACUGCGUCGAGCAAUUCAAGCAGAGACCGAGGGAGCGAACCAGAAGACCGCGGAAGACCUCGGGAAAGAAUAUGCCGAGGUAAAAGCGCAGCUGGAAUCUACUCUGACCCAGGCGCGAGCAUGGACUUUGAUAGAACUCAAGCGGCGCUUCAGGAAGAGCAUCCGGUAAUCAUGGACAGGUGCUCUUCUUUAGUACCGUCGCCUGUAUCGCAGCAUGGAUGAGUAGAUUUUAAAUGACAAGUUUCCAUGGUUCCAGCGACAUUAGGAGUGUCGCUGCGGAUGUUAUUUGGCCC